Messenger RNA from Tachysurus vachellii, 3480 nucleotides. RefSeq names its product calcium/calmodulin-dependent protein kinase type IV. The record is from RefSeq and is a predicted model, not a curated record. Lineage: Eukaryota; Metazoa; Chordata; Actinopteri; Siluriformes; Bagridae. Bases 740 to 2146 code for a protein of 468 amino acids. The transcript is spliced from 11 exons. Gene Ontology annotation, biological process: protein phosphorylation. Gene Ontology annotation, molecular function: calmodulin binding; calcium/calmodulin-dependent protein kinase activity; ATP binding.
UCUUUGCGUUGUCACAGCACCCUGGCUGCCACCUCCCCAACCCAAGCGACAACGGUGGAGAUAAACAUAUCCACUCGAUACACAGUCCUGCAUCAGCACCAUGUUCUUUCUAGCAGGUGGAAUACAUUUAAACGCACAUUGCUCGGUGCAGCUUGAUGCGUAAUUCCGGCGUAAAUAAACACUUCUCGCAUAACCAGACGCGCGCUCAUCGCAAUCCGGUGCCUCAUCACUGAACGGAUGGAUUAUCUCAUGUCUGACUUUUUGUGUUGAAUUUGAGAAGUGCGGGAUCCAGAGAAACCAGAUGGGAUUGUUGACACCACCAACGCGAGGCCCGCUGGAGGAUGAAACACGGGCUCUGAAUGUGCCCAUAUAAGAUGAUCUGAUCAUCACUACAACGCGUAGCUCAACGCAUUUCCCAGUGAUUCAGUCUCCGCGUGAUGCGCUAGUAUUUAUGACUCGUCUGCAUUUGUUUAGCUUUAUUUAUACAUCCCAUGCGGUAGCCAUAGCAAUGGUUUGCUUGGGCUGAAGAUGAAUGGGCGCACUCUGCUGGAAAUGGACAGCUUUAUCCCAUUUAGAUCCAUUUUAGAUCACUGAGGUACAUUUUUAAACAGUCGUCCGUUCAUAGACUUUGGAGGAACAUCAUAUGUCAUUAAGUGGUAUCCAGAUGCGAUGAGGCUUCCCUUGAUCUGUAGGGCCCAUCUCUGCUAGAGGAAAACACUGAGGUUCUGGAGGUGCAACAAUGCCGAGCUCUCGCCUCAGCCCUGGCUCCGUGGACUACUGGGUGGACGGUUCACGUCGAGAUGUUUCGUUGGAGGAGUUCUACACCAUGGGUCCAGAACUGGGAAGGGGGGCCACAUCGGUUGUGUAUCGCUGUGAAGAGAAGCAAACAGAGAAGCCCUAUGCAGCCAAGGUUUUGAAGAAAACUAUUGACAAGAAAAUUGUGAGAACAGAAAUCGGGGUUUUGCUACGUCUUUCCCAUCCAAAUAUUAUUCGCCUGAAAGAGAUCUUCGAGACGAAAACAGAGAUCUCUCUAAUCUUAGAGCUCGUCACUGGCGGGGAACUUUUUGACAGGAUCGUGGAGAGGGGCUACUACAGUGAGAGAGACGCUGCUCAUGUAAUCAAGCAGAUCCUGGAGGCAGUGGCGUACUUGCAUGAAAAUGGGGUCGUUCACAGGGACCUCAAACCAGAAAACCUGUUAUAUGCUGAUCUAUCAAUAGAUGCUCCUCUCAAGAUAGCUGACUUUGGACUCUCCAAGAUAAUAGACGAGCAAGUGACGAUGAAGACGGUGUGUGGUACUCCUGGUUACUGCGCUCCUGAAAUUCUCAGAGGCAAUGCUUAUGGCCCAGAGGUAGACAUGUGGUCCGUGGGAGUGAUCUUGUAUAUACUGCUGUGUGGAUUCGAACCGUUUUUCGAUCCGAGGGGAGACCAGUACAUGUACAGCCGCAUCCUCAACUGUGACUAUGAGUUUGUCUCCCCCUGGUGGGAUGAGGUCUCCCUCAAUGCAAAGGAUCUGGUCAGUAAACUUAUAGUUCUGGACCCUCAUAAGCGUCUGAGCGUGCAGCAGGCGCUGGAGCAUCCAUGGGUGCUUGGCAAAGCAGCACGCUUCUCCCACAUGGACACCACACAGAGGAAGCUGCAGGAGUUUAACGCUCGACGCAAACUGAAGGCUGCGAUGAAAGCUGUAGUGGCAACAAGCCGUAUGCAUGAAGGCUCAAGGCGUCGCACCGACAGCUGUGAGAUCCCCAGCUCUGACAAGAACUCACGGCAAUGCAGCUUGGCAAAAGAUGCACCCAUGGACACCCAGAGUGAAUCAGUGAAUCCUGUGGAAGAAGACAUGGUUAAGACUGAGGAGAAGGAGGAAUCACAUGACCCGAGUUCCCCCAUUCAUGCCUCCAUGAACCCCAAACCGUCCACUCUGACCGUGGGAACCAUGCCCACUAGGCCACCCCUAAAGGUAGAGGGCUUGAGACAGACCACGGUCAUGGCCAUGGCUCCAGUUGUCCGGCCCAGGGUGCCAAAGAAAAGUUGCUCGGUGGAUCCUGGGGUUAAGCAUGUGCCCUUGCCGGUCCUCACCAGCCCACCCAGCCCUAAAAGUAUGAGCAAUGGCUUUGUUGAGACUGGAAACAGCACAGCAGAGUGUCAAUGAGUGCAAAGGAAUUCUUAAUAACGUACAACCAUCAAAUCAUCUCGCUACUCUGUAGAACCAAUGAAGCCACUCGGUUAAGUGGUUAUACAGCUAUACGUCCAGUUUACUUGACUUACUAUAACUAGACAUUUACAAUGGUCUGGGAAUCCUUCAUUAAAGACACAAGCUGACAUGGUUCUAAGACUGAAUGCCAUUAUUGUUGGAAUGACACAUCUGUGGAUAGAUUGUAGCUGAUACUGUAUAGAAAAGGCACAAUAUAAUAAUAACAGAUGGGCCUAAAAAAAGCUUGUAAUUUUUCUUUACUUUUUCCUGUUUACAAAUUAAUUGAUCUUUUGGCUCUCAAAAAAAAAUUUUAUUCUUUCUGAAAAUGCAAAAUUUCCUCUAAUGUUAUGUAAGUUAUAGAGUUAAGACAGUGUAGCAAGCUUGAUUGCUUUGCAUGCAUGUACAUGGAAGUGAAUUUCAUAUCUUGGGGCUCAUUUGUGUAUUUUUUAUAGACAGUGCAAUGGAAUCAAGAGACUAAUUAUCAUGGUUAUGUUAGCAGAGAGGUAAAAAGAAUUAAUGUGUUUGUGAAAUUAAUACUGUAGAUGUAUAUCUUUUUUUUUUUGUUGGAUGAUUGGACCUAAGACUGAAGGUUUAUAUUGUAUAUACUCUUUUAAACUAGAUAUAUAAAUAUUAAAUUAUCCUUAUAAUAAUUUGUCCAUUGAGCUUUGUAGCGGUCAAGAAUAACAUCCUUUCUGAUAUUCAGUUGAAUUCUGAGUAUUUCUUUUCCUGAUACAUAAUCGUUUACUUCUAAAGGAAAUAUUCUCAAAAACUGUUCUGCUUGAUCUAUUAACUCAUAACCAUGUACAAAAAUAAAGCCCUACAGAAUGUAUAGAACACCGCUACAUAAGCUUGCACGAUUGUAAUGGUGUAAAUUAUGUUAAGCGUUUAGCACCACUCGCGUUGCCGCUGUGUUUAUAUCCUUUUGUAGCUUUUUUAUUUUUGCAUUGACAUGAAGAGUUCCAUUGCUCUCUUUUCUCUUUUCAGAUGUAUGUCACAACCACACUUUCUACCUCUUCCUGUCCAGGGGCUUACAACUUCCCAAAUACUAUUUAAAAAAAAAACAUUGCAACUCUUAUUGGCGUGGUGGAAGAAUAUAUUUACAUUUGUUGAAGUAAAUCUGCUUCUGUAAAAAUGACUGAACUUAAAAAAAAAAUGUCAUUAAUGAUUAUAUAAUCAUUCGCCCAAUGCCACGCUAUGUGUACAUAUAGCUGAAAUGCAUGGCAAAUUGUCAUCACUGAAACGCAUCUAUAUGGUUAUGUGUGAUAUUUUACAAUGAAUAUAAAUUACUUAGA